Molecule: messenger RNA, 2381 nt
Organism: Pyrus x bretschneideri (Chinese white pear)
Lineage: Eukaryota; Viridiplantae; Streptophyta; Magnoliopsida; Rosales; Rosaceae
Product: aluminum-activated malate transporter 4
Exons: 6
Coding region: 153-1859 (568 amino acids)
Biological process (GO): malate transport
Cellular component (GO): plant-type vacuole membrane
Source: RefSeq, a predicted model, not a curated record
GACAUCGUACUCUUAAGAUACAUAGUGAUCAUUACGUUUACAUCCCCCUUUCACGGUUUUGCGCUAAUGUGCCUUGUGCGCUGUCCCGCUCGCCAUUUCUUCUUCCUUCUCUGAAAUUCUUAGCUUCGAAUCUCUUUAUUUUCCGACGACAAAUGGCGGCCAGAAUCGGGUCCUUCCACCACAGCUUCGCCGAGAGAAGCAAGGAACGGCUGCUUUCGCGAAAAGGGUACUCCGACUUCGGCUUCAACAGCUCCGAAGCUGGCGACGAACACGUCAAAUGCGGCUGCUUCCGGAGAUUCUCCGAUGGGUUCAACAACUUCUGCAACAAUUUCCAGGACACUUUCAUCAAAUUGUAUCAAAUGGGUCGUUCCGAUCCUCGAAAAGCCAUCUUUGCGACCAAGAUGGGGAUGUCGUUGGCGCUCGUGUCGCUGCUCAUAUUUUUCAAGGAGCCGCUCAAAAGUGCCAGCCAGUAUUCCAUCUGGGCAAUCCUUACUGUCGUCGUCGUUUUUGAAUUCAGCGUAGGUGCAACCUUGAACAAGGGUUUUAAUCGAGCUUUGGGGACGUUAUCGGCCGGUGGGCUUGCUCUGGGGAUUGCAGAGUUAUCUGUAUUGGCAGGAGAUCUGCAGGAAGUUGUAAUUGUAAUCAGUGUGUUUAUAGCAGGAUUUACUGCUAGUUAUAUCAAGCUUUAUCCGACAAUGAAGCCAUACGAAUACGGAUUUCGGGUAUUCUUGUUGACAUAUUGUAUCGUCUUGGUGUCUGGGACUUCAUUAUUCCUUCAGACAGCAUUCUAUCGAUUGCUGCUUAUUGCAGUCGGUGCAGGCAUUUGUUUGCUUGUAAAUAUAUUCAUAUACCCCAUCUGGUCAGGGGAAGAUCUCCAUAAGCUGGUGGUGAAAAAUUUAAGGGGUGUGGCUUCUUCUUUGGAAGGUAUCGUUAAUCAGUAUCUGCAAUGUGUUGAAUACGAGAGAAUUCCUUCAAAAAUUCUCACCUACCAAGCUUCUGAUGACCCGUUGUAUAGUGGUUAUAGAUCAGCUGUGCAAUCUUCAAGCCAAGAGGAAACUCUGUUAGGCUUUGCUGUAUGGGAGCCACCGCAUGGCCCUUAUAAGUCAUUCAGUUACCCCUGGGUAAACUAUGUCAAAGUUGGUGGUUCACUGAGGCAUUGUGCAUUCAUGGUCAUGGCGAUGCACGGAUGCAUACUUUCAGAAAUCCAGGCACCACCCGAAAAGAGACAGGUUUUUGGCAUGGAGCUCCAGAGAGUUGGUGUUGAAGGUGCUAAAUUGUUACGUGAGCUAGGAAGCAAAGUAGAAAAGAUGGAGAAAUUAAGUCCCAAUGACAUACUUUUCGAUGUGCAUGAAGCCGCAGAAGAGUUGCAGAUGAAAAUAGACAAAUACUCAUACCUUCUUGUCAAUUCAGAGAGCUGGGGACCUGAAGUACGUCCCAAGGAAUAUGAAGAUCCUGUGCAUUUUGUCGAUAAAGACAAUGAAAAUAAGCAGGUGGUGAUUGAUUCUCUCAGUGAAUAUUGGGAUCCUCAGAAUCCAAGCACAGCUGCUGAUCCUUCCAUUCAACAAUGGAUAUCUACAGAAAGUCUGUUAAAAAAACCAAUAUCAUGGCCGCGCCUCUCAUUCAACGCGCAUGCUGUGCAAGAGGAACCUGAAGAAUCAAAAGUUUACGAGAGCGCCAGCUCUUUAUCUUUGGCAACAUUUGCAUCGCUUCUGAUUGAGUUUGUGGCUCGGCUUCAAAAUCUGGUGGAAGAAUUUAAAGAGCUGAGUGAGAAGGCAAAGUUUAAGGAUCCUGUUGAAGCCAAGGAGGAGGUUGUUGGGUUCUGGACCAGACUAUUCAGGAGUUUGCGGUUGAAGAAUUAAAGACUGGAUUAUUUUUUUCAGGUUGGUUGGUACCUAAUUAUAAUUUUGAUCCAAGGAUUUGGAGGUAAUCAGCGGUCACUAAAACAAGUUUGACAAAUUGAUUUCUUUGUUGGGUAACGAAUUUCCUUUACAGAUUGUAUUAAAAACUGGUGUAGAAGGGCAGUGUGAGGUUCUCUGUUUUGAACUCUUCGAUUUGAUAACAUUUUGACGCGAACCAAGCUGGGAAAAUCCUCGUUCUGAGAAAAGUCCGGUUGAUCACAGAAAAUCUGAUGAGACCAAAUGAUGGAGAAGAAAAUAAUUUGGAAGUCAAAACUCCAGUGAAGCAUGAAACUGCGUAUGCGUUAGCAAAUCGCAUCCUAACUGAUGUAUCAGUGUAUCAUUUGUUUAAAUUUUGGCCAAGUUUGGAUCUCAUUUGUUAUAACUUGAUGUGUAAUGUAUGACUUGUACUACAUAAGACGUGCCUAAAGGUUUUUUCUUGGGCGUCAAGUUUUGUUCAAUAAGACAAUGUGCUUGAUUCUCUUA